UCCCAAAACAAUCCUUCAUUGUGAGUUCUGCAGAGAAAGUAGGGUUUACUCAAUAGAAACAGCGCCGCGCAGCCUCAGUUUUCUGUUGAAGAAGAAGAUGGGUCACUCAAACAUCUGGAACGCUCACCCUAAGAACUAUGGCCCUGGCUCUCGCACCUGCCGUGUGUGUGGCAAUCCUCAUGCAAUUAUUAGAAAGUAUGGUCUCAUGUGCUGCAGACAGUGCUUCCGCAGCAAUGCUAAGGAGAUUGGAUUUAUCAAGUACCGUUAAGUCAUCCAUCAAGUGUGAGUUUCUAUGAGGAUCCCUCAGAGAGGUGCUGGUGGAUAUAUUCAAUUAGAGCUUUUUGAUUCUCGUCUUCUUUCCGUUUAAUGAUGUAAUGGGAUAUUUUGAUUUAUGAAUUGCCAUGUGGACCUAAAGACAGUUUUUAGUCUGAAUCUUUUGCUA
Messenger RNA from Capsicum annuum, 442 nucleotides. RefSeq names its product 40S ribosomal protein S29. The transcript has 3 exons. Lineage: Eukaryota; Viridiplantae; Streptophyta; Magnoliopsida; Solanales; Solanaceae. The record is from RefSeq and is a predicted model, not a curated record. The coding region runs from base 98 to 268 and encodes 56 amino acids. Gene Ontology annotation, cellular component: ribosome; cytosolic small ribosomal subunit. Gene Ontology annotation, biological process: translation. Gene Ontology annotation, molecular function: structural constituent of ribosome; zinc ion binding.